AUGGCACAAUCAAUGUCUCUUGCUCAAUGGCAUCGAGAUCAAAGAACCAUCAAACGCAUCUGGCAACCUUUACACGGACGGUUGGCCCAAAUCGUUCCUGAAUUAGCUUCUAAAAAUAUUUUAGAAGCUGCAGAAUACGUAGCCCAACUGGUUCAAUUUCAAGAAGACAAUCUCGGAAGAACACGUAUAAUAAAUAACGUUUUACGUAUACCGGGCAAAGUUUUCAAGGAUGCCACUCCAAAUGGAGGACUUGUGCAUGUCGUUCGUGCAAUAUAUGGCUUUACCAAGUCUCAAGGUCUACCAAGGCCUGAUUUUAGCAGACAGGAUUUCGCCAUUCGCUUGGUCCAACAUAUUUACGACCAGUUAUGCAAGGCCAGGAUCAUAACACCGCCGCUCGUAUAUUGGGCUCCUUCAAUGCCUCCAGCAAGACAAAAGGUCUUCACUGACGCUUUACGAUCAUUGAAUGGUGUUGGUGUCCAAAGUACCAAGGAAGCAACGCAUAUUGUUGAGAAUUGGGUUGAAGAACCUGACGAGUCAACAUAUCUUCGCACUCUCGAGAAGAAGGACGAUAUGGCACUGGUACAUUACUGGUACACGCCAGAUAGUGCUGAUGCGUGGAUGGCAAACCCUUGGGACUUCGAAGAGCCUGAGCCACCACCACAACAUCACGGAAUAUGGCGUGUAUCGGCAAGGUGGCUUCGUGAUGGUGCGCUAUACAACGAGUGGAUGAACGAGGAGGACUAUGAAGUUGAUGAACCAGCGCCUGUCGCUCGAACAACCACUAGUAGCAAUACCCAACAACAAAAACGACAAUCUUCAGUCAACAAUGCCGACGACAGUUUCGAUGAAGACGAGUCUCAAGACGAGCAAAGUGCUGUAGGAGACGAUAAUUUCAUAGAUCAAUAUGCAGACGACGAUGACGACGAUGAUCGAGGUGGUGGCAGAGGAGAUGAUUCCGAUGACGGUGAAGAACCGCCAGAUGCUGAUCAAGACGACUUUGAUUAUGGAUCAAGACGUCCACCUAAAUCUGGUGCUGGUAGUAGUAAACAGUCACGAGCCGCUCGACCUAUUCGAGAGAGUAAUGACGAUGACUAUGGUACACGACGCGCAGGUCCAAGUCGGCCAAGACCACCGAAGAAGAAUAUAUUGGCUUUACGAGAAAAAGCUCGAACAGGGCCCAAACCGUACCCGAGAAUGACAUUCAUUAAUAUGAAUGAACGUAUAUGGAGUCAGACAAAGAGAUGGGAAUGGGAGCCUGUAGCAGAUGGUCUGAUUCGAAACAUCUCACAAUGUAUAUAUACGAAUAACGCAGGAUCUCGUGGUUUAUUCGACCUUGCUAAUGCUGCUGGUGGCGAGCAAGGAGAAGUUUGGGAUUUGCUUCUUGAGAAGGCUGCCCAGCCAGUGAAUAAAAGCCAACAAAAGACUACAGAUGAUUUAACCAUCCCUUGGCCUGGUACUCGUAAAAUCGUCACACCAGCCAUGAGCCAAUGGUUUAAUAUAAGUGUCAUACAUAAUUUAGAAAAGUCUGCCUUUGGUGACAUCUUCAAUCCGCAACCACCACCAGAACCCAUAUAUGUGGACGAUGUCGAGAUUAUGCCAGAAGAAGAUCCCAUGAUGAUCAGAAACACGGAUGAAAACACUUAUAAAAUGGUCCGUGAUUAUAUUAUACAUACUUAUAGAAGACGGCCGAUAGAGUAUCUGCCCAUUACGGAAUGCCUUGGUGUGGAUGCCAAGGAAGACAUCAGUCUAGUGUAUCGUCUACAUACAUUCUUGGAACGAUGGGGUCUCAUAAAUUAUCAGGCUAUACUGCAUCCGUCUGAGAAUCGAGAAGAGGCAACUCGUGGAGCAUCGUUGGGGUCUCUUGUAUAUAAGAAUGUUGCUGACUUGCAUGAUGGUGCUGGACAGUCUUCAGGCCCUCCUCCAUCGUCAGAUAAGCCACCAUUUAUAAUACCUCCACAUACCACCGCAGUCACCUCAUCAAAACACUUUUGUAUGUCAUGUGGAGCGACGUGCUUCUUUAUCCUAUACGCCUCGAUCGAGUAUGCAGCAACAGAGUUCUGUGAAUCGUGCUAUCUAGAUGGUAAAUAUCCGUAUUAUAUGCAGAGUAAUCGAUUUGUGAGAAUCGAGUUGCCGGCUCUGUAUCCAGAAGAUGAUGAAUUCGAUGAUGACGACGAGAGCCAGGUGGUAUCUACAGAUUCCGAUGACAACGACGAUGAUGAUUCUGAUGUUGCUGUUGAGCCACGACGAGCAUCGUUACGUAGUAGUAGUGUAGUAGCAACCACGAAUCCAGAGACUCGUUUAGGAUCUUCGGAACCCAUGAUGGAUGUCGAACCACCUACUUCUUCUUCACCUGUCAAGGCGACGAAACCAUCAUAUAAUAACAGUAAUAAACCCGUCAAGCAAAAGCAUUCGCGACAAUGGACCGAUGAAGAGUAUUAUCGACUCUUGGCUGCCGUCGAGAAACACGGCACUGAUGAUUGGGCUGCCAUAUCUGUAGCUAUGGGAGGCACCAAAUCCAAAGAACUAUGCUUGAAGAAAUUCUUACGUACCACCCUCGACGAAGAGAAAGUCUCGUUUCGUCACGACACACAUCCAUUAGAUACCAGCAGCUACAAUGAAUGGGAGCAAGAGUUUAGGAAAUGUGUGCCGCUGCUUUUAGGUGCUGGUGUUGAAAACCCGUUAAUGAAUUUAUUGCAGACGUUGAGUAGUGCCACUGCACCGCAAGUUGCUGCUGCUGCUUCUCGAGGGGCUAUGAUUAAGAUACUGCAGUUAAGGAAACAGGCUUCUAAUGCUCCCGUAGUGGAACAAGCUACACCGAUUGAGUAUAGUGAUGAAAGUGACUUGAAGCUGGAAGUUAAGGAUGAAGUGUUGGAUGAUGACAGCACUAAGUCGCAGAUAACUCCUGUUGCAGCUGCAUCUAGCAGCACAGUAUAUGGAAUAGAGCCAAGUAUGGACUUGGAUGAUCAGUCUUGGAUGGAUUUGGAGUUUCCACCGAUGCAUUUAGAGGCCAAGGACGUUAAAGUUAAGGCUGAACCUAUUGUGUCAACAACAGCCGUACCUGUAGACGUGAAACCCAUCAUCGACACCACCAAUAAUAGCAGCAUAGACGCCAAAGCAGAACCAACACCCGACACGCAGCCCAACAACACAGAAGAUAUAGCCUUUUUCGCUAAAAUACUACCUGAAAACAGCACUAAACCCACUAAACAACUACUCAUGGCUGGAGCAUUACAACAAGCCAUGUCUGAAGCAAUGUCUGAAGCCCGUAUAUUGGCGAGAUAUGAGCAGGGCAAUGCACAGAGAAUGGUGGAUGAGUUGUGUGAAUUGCAGGUGUUGAAGAUUAAGCAUAUGGCGAGCUUGUUGGAGUGA
Synchytrium microbalum is the source of this 3369-nucleotide messenger RNA. RefSeq lists its product as uncharacterized. The coding region runs from base 1 to 3369 and encodes 1122 amino acids. The transcript is spliced from 5 exons. The record is from RefSeq and is a predicted model, not a curated record. NCBI's taxonomy places the organism in Eukaryota, Fungi, Chytridiomycota, Chytridiomycetes, Synchytriales, Synchytriaceae. Gene Ontology annotation, molecular function: protein binding.